Molecule: messenger RNA, 2562 nt
Organism: Tyto alba (common barn owl)
Lineage: Eukaryota; Metazoa; Chordata; Aves; Strigiformes; Tytonidae
Gene: CREB3L3
Product: cAMP responsive element binding protein 3 like 3
Exons: 11
Biological process (GO): regulation of transcription by RNA polymerase II
Cellular component (GO): nucleus
Molecular function (GO): DNA-binding transcription factor activity, RNA polymerase II-specific; RNA polymerase II cis-regulatory region sequence-specific DNA binding
Source: RefSeq, a predicted model, not a curated record
AUGGCGCCGGGAGGGCGAGUGCCCUUUGCUCGGUUCCAGGGGCUCCCGUCUCCACCGAAGGGCCAUAAACUAGGGAGUGGUGUGCUGCCCUUCCCGCUACCGCCCGCCCUGCCAUUGCUCACCACUGUCCCCAAUCAGGGAUGGGAGAUUUUGCAAUCUGGGACGCUAUUUCUGUGCAGUUGGAGUUUAAACUUUGCCACUUGGGUCAGGGCACCACGGAAGAGGAGGAGGUGGCCGGUCUCACUGUCCGCCCCGUUCCCCUGAGCACUGAAGGGGUUGAGAAGACAGGACGGUUCCGUGGGUGUGGGAUCUCACACAGCCAUGGCCUCUGGCGUGGGCAGCCUCGACAGCCUCGACCUGCUGGACCUCCUCUUCGACCGCCAGGAUGGGAUCCUCCGUGGUGUGGAGCUGGGGAUGCCGCCGGGCUCCUGGCACAAGGACGGGUGUGCCCAGGACAGUGAAGACUUCCUCAGCUCCAUCCUGGGCUCCGGGGACUCGGCGUCGGACUCGCCCAGCUGGUCCCCGGCCGCCAGCGACAGCGGGGUCUCUGAAGACCCCCCCUCUGACCAGCUCGACAGCCCCCCCAGGUGCUGUGACGGGGGUCCCAGCGAGGUCCUGUACCCCUACGCCAACCCCUGUCGGGCUCUGCCUCUCCCGGGGGCGACUGGGGUCCUGCACCCCGAGGUCUCCAUCGACCUGGACAUGUGGCACCCCGGCUUCUUCCUGGAGGAGAGCCAGGACCUGCCCGCGGUCUCCCCGCCCGCAUCCUGCACCCUCACCGUCAAGGACCUGCUGCUCUCAGGCAGCUCUGAUGCCCAGCAACAGGUGCCCAGUUCCCUGCUGAGGCAGAGCCAGGGGCAGUUCCAGGAGCUGGUGCUGACGGAGGAUGAGAAAAAGCUGCUGGCGAAAGAGGGGGUGUCCCUGCCCACACAGCUGCCCCUCACCAAGUACGAGGAGCGGGUGCUGAAGAAGAUCCGGCGGAAGAUCAGGAACAAGCAGUCGGCUCAGGAGAGCCGCAAGAAGAAGAAGGAAUAUAUUGAUGGGCUGGAGAGCCGGAUGUCGGCGUGCACGGCCCAGAACCAGGAGCUGCAGAGGAAAGUCCUGCACCUGGAGAAGCAGAACUCGUCCCUCCUGGAGCAGCUGAAGAAGCUCCAGGCCCUCGUGGUACAGUCAAGCAAUAAGGCAGCGCAGACAGGAACCUGCAUCGCGGUCCUGCUGCUCUCCUUCGCACUCAUCGUCUUCCCCUCCAUCAGCCCCUUUGCCUCCAGCAAGGCUGAAGCAGACGGCGACUUCAGACCCAUGCGAGUUUUCUCCAGGUCCCUGCACAACGCGGCCGCCUCCCGCGUGGCUUACACACAGCCCCAAGCUGGGGACGAGAAGCCCCCGGAGCCGCUGUGGCCGGAGCGCCUGCGCAAAGCCCCCGAGACCCUGCACGAGGCCUUUGGUGGCCGCACAUUCACCCCACGCCUGGACAAAGUCUCCUCCCGUAACGGCACGCAGCCGCUUGCCUCGGAGGGGCUGAGCCGUGGGGACAGUGAUCCAGCUGCUGCCGCAGCGUGGACCGAGGCUGCCCACAGCAGGCCCACGGUGCUGGAGCCAGCUGAGGAGCUUUAAGCAGCACCCAGGGACCACGGGGGGGGGGGGGUGCGAUGGGGUGGCUCAGCACCUCAUCCCCUCUAGGACAAGCCCUUGGGGUGACCCCUCUAGGAUCUGCCUCCAGGUGCGGGCAGAUGCUGGACCCGCUUGGCUUUGCUUGUAUCUGUGAACUGGGAAGAUGAGACUGGUUCCCACUGGCCUUACUGGGAGGGAAGGGGCUGCUCCUACCCCGCUGGGUGCAGCAGGAGUUGUGGAAGGGACACAGGGUCGCUCAGGAUGGGGACGAGGGAACUGGAGGGGCCUUGGGCUGGUUGGCUAUUGAUGUUGCAACUGGUUGGUUUUGUUUUUUUGUUUUUUUUUUUUUUUAAGCUUUAUUUUCACUUCUGAAUACAAGGUAUUUUGGAAAAAAUCCACCUGCUUUAGUUUAAUACGGGGUGAUCCACAAGGUUUUGAGGACCCUUGGGCCAGGGACACCUCGAGCCCUGCCACCAUGAGCUCACAGGGUCCAACAGAGCCGGGACACGUGGCCAGACGCAGCCUGGGGCUGCCCCAGGAGCAGCGGGCAGAGGGACCGGGGCACCAGCCCCAGCUCUGCGCCAGGUCAGGAUUCGGCCAGCACCCCCCCUUCCCUCCCAGAACCGUCCCCAGCACACGCGGGACUGGGCUGCAGGCAGAUCUCAGCCAGGAGAUUGCAGCAGCAGCUCAGCCCAACCACUGCCCGGCCCCAGCUUCAUCCGAGGUGGCACCAGCUGCCCCGAUGAUCCCCUUGGGUCACCGCCCCAAGCGCUGAGCACCCUCAUCCCUCUGCCCCUCCAAGGUCUGCCGGACCCCAUAACCAUCUCCUCGCAGAGAGGGAAUUAGGUGCUCAGGCUGUUUCAAGCAGGCAACAUCCCUCCCGGGCCGGUGGGUGCUGCUGCCUCAGCACACCCAAAUCAAGUGUAUUUAAUACUUACAUAAAAAAAGGGA